AUGGAGUGGGAGUGCGAAGAGGCGGCGACGAACCAGCGGCUGCUCGAGUGGCCUGUCGAGAAGCUCGAGAAAGAAGGCCUCUGCCUCGCCGGUCUGAGCGCACGCCGGCGCAAGGGCCGCUUCUACUCGCAGCCGAUCCUGCGCCUCAGCCUGCGCCGGAGCGGGCUCAAGCACUCCUUCCAGCCGGGCGACGAGGCCCUCUCGCACGGCUGCAGGAAGAGUCUAGGAAGUGUCCUCCUCUCGCGCGGCUGCCCGCUGCAGGGCGGCGCUGCCAGCCUCAAGGGCGAGGUCCUCGAGCUGCACGUCGGACACAUCGACGUCGCGCUGUCCGCCGCCGCCGCCUCGCCUCCAGACGGCGUCGAGAGGGAGACGUGGAGGCUCGACCGCGUCGCCAACCGAACCGCCUGUGCACGGGCGCUGGGCGCGUCGCCGAGCGGUCGCAGCGGCAGUCCGUUGCCGGCGGCACGGCUGGCGGUGGCGCUGACGCCGCACUUCCAGCGCUCGCACUUUAGCUUCGAGGUGCCGGUGGAGAUGGUGCACUGGCUGUCCGACGGCGACCCGCGCAGGCGCCGCUCCGACUGCGGCGACCUGCCCCGCUCCACCUUCUACGGCCAGUGCCGCUGGGACGAGGCGGUCAAGCGGGAGGGCCGGGCGGCGGCGCGGGCGGGGUCGCUCGACCGACAAACGGCGGCGUUGCUCGACCUCGAGCCGCUGCCGCUCGACGGGCUGCUGGGCCGCAGGGACCCCGAGAGCGCGCGGAUGCGGCGGAGCCUCGGUUGCCCCGACCUCGUCGCGCUGGUGGAGGACGCGGCGGAGGAGGAGCCGUCGGCAGAGGUGUGGUGA
Molecule: messenger RNA, 843 nt
Organism: Emiliania huxleyi CCMP1516
Lineage: Eukaryota; Haptophyta; Isochrysidales; Noelaerhabdaceae
Exons: 4
Coding region: 1-843 (280 amino acids)
Source: RefSeq, a predicted model, not a curated record